Messenger RNA from Aureobasidium vineae, 621 nucleotides. The record is from the annotation of a GenBank genome assembly. NCBI's taxonomy places the organism in Eukaryota, Fungi, Ascomycota, Dothideomycetes, Dothideales, Saccotheciaceae.
AUCAUCACAAUGCGUUCUUCUGUUGCUCUUCUGGCUGCUUCUGCCAUCGGUGCUUUUGCACAGAGCACCUCGACUGUGUCGAUCUUCAUGGGCGGACAGCCCCUUAAUGGACAAGAAUAUGCGGGAUCGGUCGUUUCUGUAGGCCCCAGCGACACCGUCUACGAAAUCAUGUGCACGGCAACUGAAGCUUGCGGCACUUACUCCAUUCCCCAAACCAUCACACUUGGCCCAUCGCACCUCAACUACCAGUUCGUCACCGAAACCAUGGGCGUCGAGGCCUCUGCCUCCGAGACUUGCCAGAUCAGUGGAACUUCUUCUGCUGUUUGCUCUGUUGUCUUUGACCUCGAAGUCGACGUCCCCGGCGUUACCUCUACAAGAACAUCCAUUGCGACCACCACGACCCUUACUGGUAGCGAGUUGGCUGGCGUGCCUGUGGCGCUGACUGCUGGCGUCGAGAAAUUGUCUGCUGCCACAUCGGNNCUUCUGGUUCUGGUUCCACUACACCUUCUGGCUCUGCCGGGUGCAUCUUCGACCAUGACGAGCGGUAGAGGCGGUAACAUCCUGGCAUUGGUCAUGUUCUCGGCCGUGUCGGUGUCUGUCGGUGCUCUUAUGAUUCUGUAG